Messenger RNA from Xylaria bambusicola, 1554 nucleotides. Its product is annotated as kinase-like domain-containing protein. The transcript is spliced from 2 exons. The record is from RefSeq and is a predicted model, not a curated record. Bases 99 to 992 code for a protein of 297 amino acids. NCBI's taxonomy places the organism in Eukaryota, Fungi, Ascomycota, Sordariomycetes, Xylariales, Xylariaceae.
GGGGGCUGCUUAGCUGCCUUGCCACACCCGGGCGCCAGCCCUUUCGGCGGAUCAAACUGCCACCCACUCAUCUCGUUCAGUCUUUGCUCAAUUCUAUAAUGAAUCCAUACGUGUCAAACCCAGAUAACAUUCCUGCCACCGACCAGUAUGCAGAUGUACCGUUCUACGGCCGGUAUUUCCCCAGUCCGGACGACUUUCGCGUCGAUCUCCAGCACAUCAACUCCCAAUCUACAGCCUCUCUGCAAUACUGGGCAUCAGUUGUUGAUCUCUGCAAUGAGUCCGUCAGGAUCUACCCGGCCGACGAGGGCGGCCGCGACGUGUUCGCCCUUGGCAGCGUCAUCGUCAAGUCAAGCCAUCUUCACAAUCCAGGGAACGGCCAGCAUACAGAGAUUGACUACUCAUACGCUGAUGCCAAUGAAAUGCAGGCUGUUGCUAUUGCUAAGAGCAUCCUAAACGACGUUAGAGUGCCAGAGAUCUUCUUUUCUGGCAAGAUCGAUGGCCGUCAGGUGCUAGUCCAGGAAAGACUCUCAGGCGUUAGUUUGACCGUCGCAUGGCCGUACCUAUCGCAAGCCCAAAAGGAAGCAUUCAAGCAGCAGGCACGAAAUAUACUUCGACAGUUACACGCAGUAAAGCCCACCGAUGGACGCCGAGCUCGCUCCCACAUCGUCCAAGAUCCUAACAUCCUCAACAAUGGCCGUAUCCAUCCUCUGGAAGGUGACAUCCUCUUCUCAAGCGCCAACAACGACCCGGACAUGAGUUUCAUGCACAACGACUUCACCGAGUCCAAUUGCAUAGUUGACAAUGACAGGAUUGUCGGGCUUGUUGAUUGGGAGAUGGCUGGCUUCUUCGGCUGGAAGACAGCUGGUGAAGUCCACCGUAGGAUCAGAACGCCUCAAAGGGAGCAUUUCGCCAAUGUCAACUUGAGUGAGGCGAGGCUUCAGGAAAUUAUAUUUUGGAAUGAUCUUUAUGACGCUGGUACGCCUGAGUUUUGAGGGGAGGGGUAUAUAGAAAUGCUAUAUAAUUUUAUUUUAUUUUACUUUUAUAAAAAGUAUUUAAACAGUCUAUAAACAGAUAUACUAGAGAAUACACCUAGUAGGUAGAGCGCAGAUAGUCUUGUGAUACUAAACGGGCUUUCCCUUAAGUUUCCGAAAACGGUGCUACAAUGAAGAGGGAUCAACAUCAAAAAAGCAAACAAAUGAUAGACGGCAAUAUAAGGCGCUUGGAUAUGCCAGUCAUCAUGUAUGAACAGCCCAUGGUGGUUGGGAAUGCCUAGCAGAAGUGCAGCGAGAGGAAGUAAGUCAGCCAUGAUGUGUAUCUACUUGAUGGGCAGCUAGAAGCAAGUGUUGAGAAAGUACAGUACGAGCCUUGGAAAGUGAACUCCGGGUCUGAUAGACUACUGGCCAAAUAAACAACCUCAAAUACACGCAAAUUACAUUCUGCAAACGCAUUGGUGUCCUGCGUGUUGGGUCACACCAAGCCUACCCUCUGCCAUAUUUUAGACAACUACCUAAUUAAGUAGCCCGCGGAUCAAAAAUCCCAUAAAGUACUCUGACC